This is a messenger RNA of Paramuricea clavata, 2601 nucleotides long. Lineage: Eukaryota; Metazoa; Cnidaria; Anthozoa; Malacalcyonacea; Plexauridae. The record is from the annotation of a GenBank genome assembly.
AUGGACAUGGUCAUGGUACGUUAGUUCGACAUGAUCUAUCACCGACCCAAAAGUACUGUUGCUCGCUUGUAUUUAUUGCUAAGUGAACAGUAAAAUUUCGUUACUCUCACGUGAUGCAUUUUCCACCAAUGAGAUGCUAGAAAAAGUGAACUUUGACAAUUGUAUCGUGCCACCUUAACCUGAGAGAUUUUUGUAUUUGAUUGUCAUAUAAAGCUUAAAGGUGAUCUACAGUCCGAUCUGCGCAUGUGCACAAAGGAGCCCACUUUUUAUGAUACAAACAGUUUAACUAUGUUUUGGGUUCUUGAAAAGCCUGAUUAUUGUUUCUUGAUCAUUUAUUAUACUGUAGAAGCUUGGAAAUAUAAAUAGUUGUUGAAUAAAGCUCAAUAUUUUGGACACAAAAAUGUAAACAAAGGCUUUGUUUACAUACAGACUGUAGAGCACCUUUAAGUAAUUGUGACCUACUCUCACAGACACAGUUGUAAACCAGACUUUACAUCUCACAGAUGGAUAUCUUUAUAAUAUGUACAAUUUUUGUACUAAUGUUAAAAUAUUAUUCUAGAUGGACCCAGAUGCAAUAUGCGGUGCUGACGAUAAACUAUUGGAAGAUCUUGGCUUGUGCGCUAAAGGAGAUAUCUGUGCUUUGCGCUCAUAUUGCCAAGGAUGGAACUCUUCAAGCACGCCCUCAGGAUCAUUUACGCAGACUCCUGAAAGCUGUAGACAAGAACGAAAGCGAAAGCUGAUGGCUAUUUUGCAGUCUGGCAAGAAAACUAGGCUGAAGCAAAACGUUGCAGAGACUAGUACUAAAAGUAAAAAACCCAACAAUGUUGUUACGGGAUCUUCUGUACAAAUGAAGGAGAAAACAAGACGAAUCCAGCUUGGAUGGCUACAUUAUAAUAAGAAGGAAGAUCGUUACAUUCAUGUACGGGCAACUAAUGGGGGAGGAACUAGAAAUAUGGAGUUUCCUGCUGCAUACACUAAAGACAAUGUUCUGCAAGCAGCCAUUGGUAUCUUUUUCGAAAACGGACAGUCUAAGUUUGGUUUUGCAAAUGAGAUGGAAUUUGACCUUGCAAACUUUAAAAUGGAGAAAGUGGAUGUCUUAAGAGAUAACGAUGGAAUCGAAAAUCCUUUUACCAUACAAGGGUAUUUUCAGUGUUACAAGCUCUCAAAAGCGCGCAUAUAUCUGAUGUCAAAAGACAAGACUAUCACUGAAGUGACCAACAGUGAGACAGAGGUAGGGUGCGCUAUUUUUUGCACAUCGCGGUUUAUGCGUCAGAAAAAUAUGGCACACACAUUUGCGUGUGCAUGUCAUGGCAGGAAAACCGUUUGCUUUUUUUUAGAUUUGGAAAAUUUAAUACACAUAAAUUAUGUGCAAGAAAUGUACAAUAAAGCAAUUAGCGUUAUUUUAUAUAAAAAUUAAAUUAUAAUUAAAAAAUAAUUAUAUAGAUUAUAUCUUUGAUCAUGUUUGCUUUUGUAUUUAAGGUGAAUGCUACAUCAAAUGAUUUUCCUGCUUGGGAUGAUUUUCUUGACGAAGAAAACCAAAGCACAGUUGGCGACAGUCCACAAAUUUCCUCUCCCAUUUUCAACGAACCUACUAGUAAAAGCCAGCUCAUUGGCACAUCGGAAGAAAGAGCUUCAUUUUUCACAGAACUUGAAGGCAAAGUGCGAAGAUCGGAAUUAGCAGAUCAAGAGAAGGCUCGUGAAAACGAAAGGCAGAAAAGAGAAGCCGAACGGCGUGAAGAACUCCGUUUAUCUCGGGAAGCAAGAGUUUUUCCUGAAGUAGAAAUAGAUGAUCCAAGCCACAUGUUAGUUAAUGUACGCCAUAUUUCUUUUGGUAUUGUAACAAGGUCUUUCAAAAAAGAAUGGUCAGUCUCUGCAGUAUAUGACUGGAUAGGUUCCUUGUCUGCUCAACCAGAGCAUUUUUCGUUGACGUGUGCAAUAACAAAGAAAUUAAUUUUUCCAGACGUUAAAUGUGAGACAGUACAAAGAACAACUCUUAAUAUGAGUGAGAGAGAAAUUCCAGUUGCACUAAGUGAAGAUGAAAACGAAGUGCUUUUUUACGCGGGUAAGUCAAGUCACUUUGAAGUUACCGAUGACACUGUCGUAACUAACACAAACUCGUUUGACCUGGAACAAGUAAGUAGUAUUCCGCCACAACAACUGCUAUCGGGUGAUGAAAAUGACAGUAGUCAAAGUUAUGACGCGGAAAUGUCGACAUACAGAAAACUUCAAGAUAUUCGCCAAACAGAACUGGACAAAAUGCAUGAGACAUGUAUUGCCCUCAUCGACAAGAGUCGGAUUGUCGAAGAAGUUCUCAACCUGUACGAGGAUGAAGCGUUGAUUAGAAAUAGAUUAUCUGUGAGCUUUGUUGAUGCCGUUGCAACUGGGAGUGGCCCUCAACGAGAAAUGUUUUCUUUAUUCUGGAAUUCCUUUUUGUCCGAAAAUGGCAUUGGCUAUAGUCAGUUCACCUUCCGCAUUCAUUCGCACUUCCCACUGGAGCGUUAUCCAAUUUUGGGACGAAUAAUCACGCAUCAAUUCCUUCUCUGUGGAACGUUCCCAAUUCAGUUUGCUCGUGCAAGCACGUCACAUUGUAUUUUCUCUUAG